UGAACGUGCAAUUUCCCGCCAUUAUCAAUUUGGCGCCAGUUCGAUCAUUUCACAAUACAGGAGAGAAGUAGGACACAGAUUGAAAAAGGUUGAAGUUCUAAUCCGUGUCAUCGCUUGUUACAUUGACAGAUAAUUCCAACAACACACAUUUGAAGUUUGUGGUAAUUUGUUUUUAAAGGUUAAGUUCUAAAUUUGAUUUGGAAAAUGUUUGAGGCAAGACUUGCACAGGGCUCCCUCUGGAAGAAAAUAAUUGACGCCAUCAAAGACUUACUUACGGAAGCAAUAUGGGACUGCAACAGUACUGGAAUAGCAUUGCAAGCUAUGGACAGCUCGCAUGUCAGCCUUGUGUCACUCAACCUCCGUUCAGAUGGCUUCGAAACCUACAGAUGCGACAGAAACUUGUCCAUGGGCAUGAAUCUUGCUAGUAUGUCAAAGAUCCUCAAAUGUUCAGGAAAUGAUGACAUUAUCACAAUAAAAGCUGAGGACAACCCAGAUACUGCAAUGUUUAUCUUCGAGUCAGCAAAUAAUGAAAAGGUAUCCGAUUAUGCAAUGAAGUUGCUUGAUUUGGACACAGAACAGCUGGGUAUUCCUGAUACAGAAUACAGCUGUGUUGUGAAGUUACCAUCUGCAGAAUUUCAGAGAAUUUGCAGAGAUUUGAGUCAAAUAGGAGAAUCCAUUAUUGUCUGUUGUACAAAAGAAGGCGUGAAAUUCUCAGCAAGUGGAGAUUUGGGCACAGGUAAUGUGAAAUUGGCACAGAACUCGAGUGCAGAUAAAGAUGAGGAUAAUGUGACCAUAGAGAUGAACCAGGCUGUUACUCUGACUUUUGCACUUCGUUACUUGAACUUCUUUACAAAAGCCACUGCAUUGUCGCCACAAGUGACUCUGUCAAUGUCCCAAGAUGUACCUUUAGUGGUGGAGUACAAAAUAGCAGACAUGGGCUACCUCAGAUUUUAUCUUGCUCCAAAGAUUGAGGAUCAAGACGAUUCAUGAUGGAAUUGAUAUAGCUACCUGCAUGGACAUUAAUGGAACUGUGAUUAUCGAGUUUUCCCCUCUUGGACAAAGUUUGAACUCGGCAUUUUCUAUUUAUCAUUUAAAAAGACCAACAAAAACAAUUCAAAGGCAAAAAAGCUUUUUGUUGUGGAGUAUAUCGACUCAUUAGCUGAAGUGACAAGUUGACAAAUGUGAAACAUAGAUGCAUUAUAACACUAUAUAAGCUGAAAUACUUGUCUGUUUUGACUGAUCGUUUUGUUGUUCAUUGUUGCCAGUCCUGACUCAUUGUACUUGUUUUGUGUAUUAACAAGUAAAUUCAUCAAUAAAUAUUAAUAUGUAAUGUGAAA
Pecten maximus is the source of this 1337-nucleotide messenger RNA. RefSeq names its product proliferating cell nuclear antigen-like. The coding region runs from base 205 to 990 and encodes 261 amino acids. Gene Ontology annotation, molecular function: DNA binding; DNA polymerase processivity factor activity. Gene Ontology annotation, biological process: mismatch repair; leading strand elongation; regulation of DNA replication. Gene Ontology annotation, cellular component: PCNA complex. The record is from RefSeq and is a predicted model, not a curated record. The transcript has 6 exons. Lineage: Eukaryota; Metazoa; Mollusca; Bivalvia; Pectinida; Pectinidae.